Molecule: messenger RNA, 3476 nt
Organism: Herpailurus yagouaroundi (jaguarundi)
Lineage: Eukaryota; Metazoa; Chordata; Mammalia; Carnivora; Felidae
Product: E3 ubiquitin-protein ligase TRIM22-like
Molecular function (GO): protein binding
Source: RefSeq, a predicted model, not a curated record
AAAAAAAAUUAAAAAUAAAUAAAUAAAACAUUAAAAAAUAAAAAUAAAGCAUCUACGUGUCUCAAAUUAUUAAUAAAUAUUAUAAAUAAUUGCUGUACUAAUUCCUAAAAAAUAUAAGCUGUGUCAGUGUCUCAUGAAAUUCUGUGGGAUUCAGUUUUCUCAUUUGUAAAAAGAAAAGAAAAAAAAAAGUACCUGAUGUGGAAUUGUGAAAAUUAACAAACAGAAUGCUUUCUAGUACAUACGCAGGAUCCAAUAAGGUGUCUAUUCAUUUUUUGGCUCCCUCUCACUGUGACCAAAAUAAAUGAUCUUAAGAAUACCUAUUAGCUUUCUUUCAACAUUAGUACCUUCGUUUUGUUUUAAGAAAUAAAAUAACUUCAUUAAAGAAUUUCAAUUUUCUUUAAAUUUUAGCUGAUUGUAAAAUAAAUUAAUUUUUUUUGCAUAGGUACCUAGUCUUUUUUUUUUUUUUAUUUUUUCUGCAGUAAUUCUGUUUCAUUGAAGUUAAAUAUUCAUUUGAGAUGUUGGCCCAGCUUUAAAAGUUAUUAUUCACAGUGAUACAGUACAAGAAGUACAAUCAUGGGAUUUCUUAGCAAUGGUGUAGAGGGAUACAAAUGAAAGAUCUCCCACUCUGGGCCCAUGUUCUCAGCCUGAAAAAACCACAAGCCACAGGAAGUAAUGUGGUUCAAGCAUACUGGUACAGAAAGAUUAAACAACAGGCAUUGAGCCCUACAGGAGUCUGUGAGCAAGAAGAGCCUCAGUUGUCAGGAAAGGAAGAAGCCAGGGGAGCACUGCAAUGCAUUUUCUAGCACAGGUAAACUUUAAGAGGGAGUUGACCUACCCCAUCUGCCUGGAGCUUCUGACAGAGCCCCUGAGCCUGGACUGUGGCCACACCUUCUGCUGAGAUUGCAUCACUGCAAAGAACAGGGACUCCCAAGGAGGGGAGAGCAACUGUCCUGUGUGCCAGUGCAAAUAUCAGCUUCAGAAUCUCUGACCUAACCACCCUCUGGCCGGCAUUGUGGAGAGAGUCAGGGAAAAUAGGAGCCCACAGAAGAAAAAGUUCUGUGAGAAUCAUGGAAAAACACUCUGUGUCUUCUGUAAGGAGCAUGGGAAGGCUGGUUGCCAGCACACUGCAGUGUCUCAGGAGUAUCACGGUCAUCAUAUAUUCCUCACAGAGAAGGUGGUCAAGGAAUGUCAGGAGAAACUCCAGGCAACUCUGAAGAAGCUGAGGAAGGAGCAGCAGAAAGUAGAAGAGCUUGAAGUUGACAUCAGAGAGGAGAGAGAUUCCUGGAAGAAUCAUAUGCAGACUGAGAGACAAAGGAUUCUGAAAGAGUUUAAUGAAAUGAAAGGCCUCCUGGACAGCAAGGAGAAGAGGGUGUUGCAAAAGCUGGAGGAAGACAAAGUAAAUGUGUUGGAUAACUUGGUAGUGGCCAGAGACCAGCUGGACUGGCAGAGGCAGUACUUGAGAGGGCUCAUCUCACACAUUGAGCAUCAGAUAUGGGGGUCCUCAGAAGACAUGAUGCAGGAUUUGAUUAAUGUCAUGAGAAAGAGUGAGAGCUGGAUUUUGAAGAGGCCAAACAUUGUUUCCAAGAAACCGAAGAGUACAUACCAAAUUCCAGAUCUGAAAGGGACGCUGCAAGUGUUUAAAGUGGACGUGAUGCUGAAGCCAGUCAAUGCUAUUUUGAAUAUUACCAUUUCUGCAGAUAAAAGACAGGUAAAAGGCAUACAAGAUUUCUCUCUUCAAAAUAUACAUCUAUGUAGUUUCUCUCUUUUUGAUGUCUUGGGUUGCCAGCAUUUCUCCUAAGGGAAGUAUUACUGGGAAGUAGAUGUGUCUGAGAAGAUCGCCUGGAUCCUGGGGGUGCACAGUAAAGCAAGAAGCCCCAAGAGAAAGGAGAGUUCUGGGUUUGUUUUUGAUCCGAAUGUAUAUCUUCCAGAUGUUUACUCCAGAUACAACCCUCAAUUUGGCUACUGGGUUAUUGGGUUACAGAAUGAAUCUGGUUAUAAGGUUUUUGAGGAGUCUUCCACCUUUGAUCCCAAGGUCUUGACUCUUUGCAUGACUGUCCCUCCCCGUAUUGGGGUUUUCCUAGACUAUGAAGCAGGCAUUGUCUCAUUUUUCAAUAUCGCAAACCAUGGGUCACUCAUCUACGAGUUUUCUAGAUGUCAGUUUUUUCAGACUACUUAUCCAUAUUUUAAUCCUUGGAAUUGUCCAGUCUCCAUCAUCCUGUGCCCACCAAGCUCCUGAACCUCUUGGCACCCCCCUCACUUUUGUGUAGUGCUCCUUGUCCUUGGGGCUCAUCUCCUACACCUGAGCUCAUAUGCACCAUUCUGAAACCUUUUCCUUCUUUUCUCCAUCUUUUAUUUUAGAAUGUCUUUGGAAGAGUCUGCUAGCACUGCUGUAACAAAUUACCACAGAGUGGGUGGCUUAAACAACAGAAAUUUCUUGUCUCACAGUUGUGGAGGCUGGAAGUCUAACACCAAGGUGUCAGCAAAGUUGGCUUUUUUCUGAGGGCUCUGAGGGAAGGGUCUGUUCCUUGCAUUGUAGGUGGCUGUCUUCUCUCUGUGUCUAUUCAUAUCACCUUCCCACCGUUGCAUGCCUCUGUGUCUAAAUCUCCCCUUUUCUAAGGACACUAAUCAGAUUGGAGCAGGGCCCAUCCUAAUUACAUCAUUUGACUUAAUCACCCCUGUAAAGACCCUCUCUCCAAAAGAUCACACUCUGAAAUAUUGGGGGUUAGGAUUGUAACAUAUGAACUUAAGGGGAACACAAGUCAACUCAACAGUCUUUUGCAUGUCUUUGCCAUGCAGCGAAAGCUUUAACCUUUUUCUACAUAAUAUUUUGUUCUCACUAGGAAAUAAUAUUUUUUUUUCUUAUUCGUUUUUGUUUAUUAUGAGGAGAGGAUGCUUAUUUGCAAAGGGAACACAUGUAAUCCUUUCUGUAGAAAGACCAGUAUUGCUGUACCACAUCUGACAUCUCUUUUCCUCAUUCCCUCUGCUGUUUAAUGGAAUUAACAAGGAAAACUUAUCAAUUCUACCCCUAUACAUAGGACUUAGGACAGUGCAUAGGAAUCUGUAAUUUGGUAGUGAAUCCUUCAGAGUGUGUUGCUUUACAAUGGCACCCCUUUAUAUGACGGAGUUAAAGCAGAAGUGCACAAAUAAAAUAUUUACCAAGAGUGGAUUUUUGGUGCUCAGAGUUUCUGAGGUCAAAUCUCAUGUCUUACAAGUUGUGUAAACUUGAACAAGUUACUUAGCACCUCUUGGUCUCAUUUUCCUAAAAUAAAAAAUUCAUGUUAAAGAUUGUACCUACUUCCUAGGGUCACUUUGAGAAACCAAAUUUUAUUAGAUGUGAAGCACUUAUCUAAGAGUCUUACAUGAAAGAGUAAACAUUUGUUAUUGCUGAAAAAAUAUAAGCUGUAUUAAUGAGGAACAAUUUUUUGUUUUGUUCUGGUUUGGUUUUGCUUUAAUAAAAUGAUAAUUGGCUCACUGAA